UCGCUGGAAGGAACAACGUCUUGUGCCACUGUGGAGUUAAACGUCAGCUAGAAAUUUACUUUGCCCUUUCAGCCCUCGUGCUGUGAUUCCUUGGAAUCCUGCAGUCAGAGCGAAGAAGUGGGUGCGUGAUGAUGUGGAGUGCCGAGUCCAUCCUAGACAAGGAGCUCCAUGUAGAGCAGAGGGCUUUCUGCAGCUGCUUGGCACCGCUUGUCCUUGGAACUGAAAGCAGAGCUUUUUGCUCAGGCGAAGCCAGCUCCGGCCCUGUGCCCCUCCUGCAGGGAUGGGAGUGGGAGGGAUGCUUUCGCCUGCCGGCGAGCUGCGGAGGGGUGCACUUGGCUUAACGGCUGCAGCGGCUUCUCUGCCACUUCGUACCCUGCUUGUUUUUUUAGUUGCACGGGGUAACAAAAGUGGGCUUAGAGGAGGUGACUUUUUCUGUUAGCUUUUGUGUGCUUAUUGCAUGAACAUAAGGGCGGCCAGGGUGUAAUUUUCACUCUCCUGCCCGGACAGUCAGCCUUGGUUGUUGUGGAUCUCCUGCGUAGCAGCUGGGGAAGAGACCGCUUGGGACGGGAAAACGUGAGUGUAAAGAAAUCCUGUUUGGUAGGGGUCUCCAGGCCGGGAGCAAUGCUUGGAGCUCGUCCUCAUAUCUCGUGAAGAACUGCCCUUGAAGUGAAUGUCCCUUUAAUUUAGGGCUGCUAGUAGCACCAGGAGCUGGUACUUGCACCUACAUCGAAUGUGAUUUAGCCCUAGUUUGCUCGCUCCAACAGGGGAAGCGUCUCUGAGUGUCAGCCAUGAGUAAAAAUGCAGUGUUGGGGUGAGGGGGGACGCUGGGUAGAGCCUUUUUGAAAUGGGGACCUGCAGAGACUCGGCGUCGCUGUUGUGCUGAAGGCCUUUUUCUGAGCAGAGUAGGAAUUGCACUGGAAAAGAGAGGGGUAGAGAAAGACGUCAAAGCUCAGUGGCUGAAAGCCGAGAGCGUGGGGACCUCCGUGCUGCUGCUGGGACUGAGGAGCUUGUUGUGGCUCCAGAGGGACUUUGGGAUCAGCUGCGGGGAGGUGCUGGGGGCUCAGCUCAGAGACUGAAAAGGAUAAAAGAGCAAACCUGGUAUUUGUGUGGUCAGGGAAAGAAGCAAUCACCAAAAAACUAAGAAUGUCUGGCCUGUAGAGCUGUUUCUUUUUUUUUCUCUUCUUCAACUGUCUCUUUUCCCUCCCCUAGAGCAGUCCCUUUCUCUUGACAGAGCUGUAGAGGGUCUUCAAAACGUGGUGCAGUAUUUUAGGACCCCGCUUCUCAGCCCUGGUUAUUCUGCACACAGCUCUGUGUCACAUGGCCGUGUAGGGAGCCCUGGAAAGAGUGGCUGCCAAGCCCUGCCUCAUGUUUUCCUCAAGCACAGCUGCACAUUGUGCAUGUCAGCAGAACUGAAGAGACCUGAAGGAAGGGGCACACACCUCUAACCUGUAGCAGGAAGGAAGGGAGUACAAAAACAGAACGAGAUGUCUUCGUCAGUUCAGCUCUUCAGAGAUCAGAAGUACCACGAGCUGAAAGGGCAGUGUAUCCAGCAGAGGCAGCUCUUCGAAGACCCCGAGUUUCCAGCUUCAGAUGAGUCCCUUUUCUACCAGAGAGCCCCACCAAAGAAAGUUGAAUGGAAGCGCCCAAAGGAUCUCUGUGAAGACCCCCACCUGUUUGUGAAUGGAAUCAGCUCCCAUGACUUGCACCAAGGCAGCUUGGGGAACUGCUGGUUUGUGGCUGCAUGCUCCUGCCUGGCUCUGAGGAAGCCCCUCUGGCAGCAGGUGAUUCCAGACUUUGAAGAACAAGAAUGGGACUCUAAAAAGCCGGAGAAAUAUGCUGGGAUUUUCCGUUUCCGUUUCUGGUGCUUUGGCAAAUGGACAGAGGUGGUUGUUGAUGAUCUGCUGCCAACAAUAGAUGGGAAGUUGAUCUACUGCCAUUCCAAUGUGAAAAAUGAAUUCUGGAGCGCGUUAUUGGAGAAAGCUUAUGCAAAGCUGGCUGGGUCUUACGAAGCCUUGGAUGGAGGCAGUGCUGCAGAUGCAAUUGUGGAUUUCACUGGAGCAGUGGCAGAAUCUAUUGACUUGGUACAGGGCAAAUACAGUGAGAUUAUUUCUGAGCAGAUGAAGCUGUUUGAAGACUUGCUGAAAGUGCAUAAAAGAGGCGGGUUGAUCAGCUGUUUCAUCACGGCUUCCUCUGGCAGUGCCAAUGAGGUGGAGACAGCAAUGGGUCUCAUCAUCGGUCAUGCCUACUCCGUGACUGCAAUUCGGAAGCUGCACCUUGGAGAAAGGCUCACGUUCUCUUUCAAGGCAGAAAAGCUCUUCAUGAUCAGGCUGAGGAAUCCCUGGGGAAACAGAGAGUGGAAUGGUGCCUGGAGUGACAACUCUGAAGAGUGGAAGAAAGUCAGCAAUGCAGAACGUAAGAGCUUGGGACUCACUGUUGAGAAUGAUGGGGAGUUCUGGAUGACGUUUGAGGACUGGUGUAAGAAUUUCACUGAUGUGGACAUCUGCCGAAUUGUGAACACUUCCUACUUCAGUAUCCACAAGACCUGGGAGAAGAAAAUGAUGCACGGGGCUUGGGCAAAGAAUUCAGAGCCCCUGCUAAAUCGCUGCGGUGGAUGCUUUGACAACAAAACCUUCCUUCAGAAUCCCCAGUACAUCUUUGAUGUUAAGAAGACGGAAGACAAAGUGUUGGUCUCAUUACAACAGGAGGAUCGGCGCAGGUACAAGAAAGAAGGGAAAGGAGAAAACAUCAUAAUUGGCUUUGAAAUACUUAAGGUAGAGGAUAACAGAAGCUAUCGACUACACAAGCUGACCGUGCAGGAGAGAGUGGCCACAUCUCCGUAUAUCAACACACGCACUGUGUUCUUGAAAAGGAUCCUUAAGCAAGGCCGCUACGUCCUUAUCCCAACUACAUAUCUUCCUGGCAUCACUACCAAGUUUAUCCUGAGACUCUUCACAGAUGUGCCGUCAAAACUCAGAGAGCUGACAGCAGAUAAACCUAAAAUGACAUGUUGGAGUCUUCUUUGUGGCUAUCCACGGAGAAUCACCCAAAUCAAAAUUCUCUCUGCAGAAGGUUUACAGAAGCAAGAUAGAUCAGGUGGAGCAGAUCCCUAUGUGCUUAUCAAGUGUGAGAACCAAAAAGUGCGCUCCCCUGUACAGCACAAUACUACCAGUGCUGUCUUCAACACACAAGUGAUUUUCUACAGGAAGAACAUCGACAGUCCCAUCAUCAUCCAGGUCUGGAACAGCAACAUCUUGUGUGACCAGUUCCUUGGACAGGCGCUGCUGGCAGCUUCACCCAGUGACCCCCGAGAAGAGCAGACUCUGCAGCUCCGAGGGAGAGGCAGCCAAGAAGCCGACGAGGUGCCAGGUCACAUCACCGUCAAGGUUUUUUCCAGCGAUGACCUCGUAGAGCUAUGAAUACCAAAGCCCUGCAGAACCAGACAGAGCUGUCACCUCGCAGCAGGGGGGCUUGUCUGUGCUUUCUGUGUGAAUGACUUGGAAGGAAAGGUUGCACAUAAUCACAGUCGCUUUAAAAAGAAAUAGUCCUCUAAAACUCUCCAUUAUCACAGGUAAUGGGGAGAGAGGCUUUUAAGGGGAGAAAAGUAUAUUUAUGCAUAUACAUACAUAUGUUCAUGAUACAGCAACACAAUAAAAGAGAGGGCCACACUAACUUAAUUAAGACAUGAGCUCACAACCAUCUUCCCCAGCAGCAUGCUUCAGGAGCUUGUGACACGUAAGCUGGAAGCACACAUGACAGUUCCCACAGGUUCCCAGCACGUCACUAUCUGCCCUCAGCAGAGGGACUGGAGGCAGGAAUGGCUGCAUCUCCGUGGCCACGUGCCUGCAGGUUGGUGCGCUUUGAGCACAAGGUGGGCUCACAUGGCUCAGUCCUUGUUCACUGCCAGACUCCCCCUGGGAGGGGGACUUUUUUUGAGUUUUGAUUGGAAAUUUUUCCCCUUUUAUAGAGAGAAUUUUUUGAUAAAUUUAACUGUUAUAAGCUACAGAUCAGGUAUUUCUGUUCCUUGGCUAAAAUGUCGUUACUCAAGGAGUUCUGGCAUUAGGUCUUAAGACCAGGCAUGCCAUGGCAACGUUAAAAUAGAGGGGCAUGUCUCGCAGUGACAGGUUUGCCUGCAUAGAGGCUCUCUUAAUAUUCCUCUAUUCUCUACCACAAGCUGGCGACUCACAGAUUGAUACAUUUAAUCAAGAGAAGGGCAUUUCACAAUUCAGCUGUGGCUUUGCCCAGAGGACAAAUUCAGUAAUGGGAGCCCACUUGCUAAGGUGUUUAAUCCACACAAUGCUAAAAUGGAAUAACACUCCUUUUGCCUCAUUAGAUGUGAUGAGUAGCACCAGAUACAAAGAGGGCAAAAGUAGCUCAUGACAAGGAUGGGUGUGUCAAACAAAGAUGCCAUGCUGUGGCAGGUAUUAGUUUUUCUCUCUUGAAGAAUUUUGCAUAGGUUUAUUGCUGAUAGAGCUGACAUCUUUGAUAAAGCUUAACUUGCAUAUGAUGGAGGACAGGUAUUGUUCAGAUUUUCUUCCAAGCAGGGUUCGGGUACAAGCUUCCUUUUAACUUUUGCAUGUAGCCUGGCAGUAGGGUUUCUUCAGGGCAGCCGUUUCUGUGCUGUCAGGCUGUGCAGUGAUUGUGUCAGUAUAAAGAGGCUUACUGUGUCAGGCCUCUCAGAAAUGGAUUUUAUAUGGUUGCAAAUUUUGGUCUUGAAAGUGAAGCUGACUAUUCUGCCUUUUGUACAGCCAGGGAAUUUGGAUUUCUCUGUACCUCACAACCACUUCAGUCAUUUCGUGCCAUUUUUAUAAUUUAUAAAAUGCCGCCCAGUAGAGUUAAUGUUUUCACAAAAGGUUUUGAAGUCUCCUCAGGGCUCCAAAAGGAUCAUUGCUGUGGGAGGAAAAUGAUUUGUCUGACAUGUUUGGGCUGGAAUGUAAGGCUAUGAAUGAUAUAAUACCGCCAUCAGCUUAGUUGCAUGUACCAAGUACCUAAUUCCAGCUCUCUUUUUAAAUAGCUUGGGCUCAAGCCAUUUUGCACUCAGAGCAUUUGUCAGCUGGGAACUACACGUGGUUGGCAGCCCCACAGGCAAGUGUAAACUCCUGGCUUUAGAGUUGCUUACUCUCAGAUACAACUGUAAAGUGCAUUUUUUU
This is a messenger RNA of Oxyura jamaicensis (ruddy duck), 5147 nucleotides long. It is a transcript of the gene CAPN6, whose product is annotated as calpain 6. The record is from RefSeq and is a predicted model, not a curated record. Gene Ontology annotation, biological process: proteolysis. The coding region runs from base 1485 to 3416 and encodes 643 amino acids. Gene Ontology annotation, cellular component: cytoplasm. Gene Ontology annotation, molecular function: calcium-dependent cysteine-type endopeptidase activity. The transcript is spliced from 14 exons. NCBI's taxonomy places the organism in Eukaryota, Metazoa, Chordata, Aves, Anseriformes, Anatidae.